GUGGGCCAUGAUGGGGCGACGCCUGAAAGCUCCUGGCUCCUGGAUGAGAUGACAAUCAUCGUGCCCACCAAAGGCGUCAUGUACACCUUUGUCUGUAAAUGCUGGCUGGCCAGGGACAUGGGCGACGGACUUACCUCACGAGUCUACAACAUCCUGGAUGCCGAUUGUGUCUUCAUUGGCCUGAAGAUUCUCUACGAAGUGACCGUUGUGACUGGAGAUCUCCCAGGCGCUGGUACGGAUGCCAGUAUUUACAUCAUGCUCUUUGGAUGCAAUGGGUGUACCGAAGAAAUGCAGCUGGAAAAGGAUGGAGAUCGAUUUGAAGUUGGCCAAACGGAUAUUUUCAUCAUGGAGAUUCCAGAUAUCGCUCCCUUAAGGAAGAUGAGGAUACGGACGGAUGGGGAAGGAUAUCGUCCCGAUUGGUUUCUAGAACAGAUCGUCAUGAAAAACCUGACGACCCAAGAGGUAACCACCUUUACGUACAACGAAUGGCUGUCCUUGGAGCUGGGAGAGAACCAUACUUUGGAAUGGGAGAUGCCCGCAGUGAUUAACGAGGAGCAGAUGAUGCAGUAUACCACGUACACGGUUCAGGUGAAAACCAGUGACACGAAAGGUGCCGGAACGGAUGCCAACGUAUUCAUCAUUAUCUUUGGAGAGAGCGGGGACACGGGGACUCUGGCUCUGAAGAAGUCCAAUCAGUCCAACAAGUUUGAGAGGGACCAGAUGGACGUUUUCUAUUACUCAGACAUCCUCAGUCUCGGGGACCUCUGCAAGGUGCGCGUCUGGCACGACAACAAAGGAUUCGGACCUGGCUGGCACCUGGAAUACGUUGAGGUGGAAGACUCUCUCAUGGAUAAGUCCUUCCGUUUCCAGUGUGACCGCUGGCUGGCUAAGGGCGAAGACGAUGGGCAGACCAUCCGAGAACUGGCUUGUGCCAACAAUGACAUCCUGGAACUGAAGGAGCGCACCACAUACGAGGUCCUAACGAUGACUACUGAUCUGGAGGAUGCAGAGACCAAGGAGAACAUCUGGAUUAUUCUCGAGGGCAAGAAGGGACGUUCCAAAGAGUUCCUGUUGGAGAACUCAACCAAAAAAAGGAGGUUUUUAAG
Gekko japonicus is the source of this 1106-nucleotide messenger RNA. RefSeq names its product lipoxygenase homology domain-containing protein 1-like. The annotation marks the transcript as partial. The record is from RefSeq and is a predicted model, not a curated record. Lineage: Eukaryota; Metazoa; Chordata; Lepidosauria; Squamata; Gekkonidae. The transcript is spliced from 7 exons. Gene Ontology annotation, molecular function: protein binding.